Molecule: messenger RNA, 820 nt
Organism: Cucumis sativus (cucumber)
Lineage: Eukaryota; Viridiplantae; Streptophyta; Magnoliopsida; Cucurbitales; Cucurbitaceae
Product: auxin-responsive protein SAUR23
Exons: 1
Coding region: 199-492 (97 amino acids)
Biological process (GO): response to auxin
Source: RefSeq, a predicted model, not a curated record
CACCUACAUCUAAAUUCUUUUGUUCACACCUCCUUUUCCUCACCUAUAUAUACAUUCAAAUUAAAUGAACAACUAUCUUCCAACUCAAACUGCAGAGAGAUUUCAUCCAAGUAUUGCAGAUUUCUACUUCAAGAUCGACACUGAGGGCACAACGACCAACAGUUGCUUGCUCUUCUUUCACUUCAGGAAGAUUUAAAGAUGGGAAUCCGUUUGCCUUCAAUUCUUCUUCACACUAAACAAAUUCUCAAAAUACAGGGUGUUUCUACUAAAGUUAAAUCUGAUAUUCCCAAAGGACAUAUUGCAGUCUAUGUAGGGGAAAUCCAAACAAAGAGAUUUGUGGUUCCAAUUUCAUUCUUAAACCAUCCUUCUUUUCUAAACCUACUGAAAAGGGCCGAGGAGGAGUUUGGAUUCAACCAUCCAAUGGGUGGCCUGACAAUUCCCUGCAGAGAAGAGACCUUCAUUGAUCUCACGUCUAGGUUGCAUACAUCAUGAGAGAGAUAAAAGAUCAACCAUCUCCACACAGUUUUGCCAAUUUUGUUAUUCUUUUUCAGUUUCUCCUAGUUGUAGUAGAAUAUCAAUGCAUAUGUAUAGGAAGUACAUAAAAAUGACUGUACAGGAAGAGUGGACACUGAUCAGUAAAAUGACUAGUUAUUUCUAAGAGAAAACUGCGCCCCAUCAAAAUUUUCACUUUCUUUUUUGCAUGCAAUUACGCGAAUGAAUCUUGAGUAGGAUAGGAAUUUCAGAAUGAAUCGAUCGAAAAGAAGAUAUUUAGUGUAAAGGAGGGAAAAAAAGAGAGAGGCUAGUGUUGCCCUCUGGUAUU